UAUAGGUAGAGAGAACUUUAUAUAUGGCUUUGCAGGAGAGGCGGUUUAUAAAAUACUCAAAUAGAUAUUGGUCUUUUAUCGUUACAAUUGUAGACUUGGAGUCGAGUUCGAUCUCUUUUCAAAGUAGUACUUGGAAUUGCAUCUUGUGCAAUGUAUCAGUUGCUGUCUUCAACAAGGCGGCCACUUGUACAGACUUUGUGGUGGUCCACCUUACAAGGACAAAUUACACGAUGUUUGUCAUCAAACCUUACUAGUACAGCCUGUAUGACAGAAUCAGCUUGUAACCAUGGCAACAGAUGUGACCAGACAGCCAGUCAUCAACCGUUUUUUUCCCAAUUGGCUGCAAUUAAAAAGUCAUCUGGGGUUAAAUGCAUCACAGCAGGCAAAGGAAAAGCACACUUUGCCCAUCAAACAUGGUUGUUGUCGAACUCUGACCUUGAUCUGGAGCAGUCUUUUACGAGGCUGACUUUGUCUCCACUGGAGUUAAAACUCAACACCGACUUACCCGUAGUGCUACCAGAUACCGAGAAUUUGCAUACAGCCAAAGUCAUCCUAGAUCCCUCUCCAUUUGCACAGUUACUGCAUGAUUGUCCUACAAGAGCACCUGUUGUAUCAUUCUUUGACCCUGUCUCAAAUCCCUGCCUUGAGAUCUAUAUCCCAGUGAAUGGAAAUAAUGCAAAAAAGCAUGCUUCUAACAUCAUUCAAAAGCGACGCCGAAAAAUGAAUCGCCACCAGUAUCUCAAAUGGAAGAAGCGCAACAAGUUCAAGCUACGUAUUCAAAAGCAGCGAAAACAAAAGAAGAAGAGACUAAAAUGGGAGCAACAUCUUGCCAAAUUCCGUUUCACUGGACUGAAACCAGGAGAAGGAGAAGAAUACCUGGCAAAGAAGAAAGCAAAGAUGGCUAUCUUCCUACGACAUCUUGGAAUAAAGACGGAUGAGGAGGAGGAAGCCGAAAAAAAGAAGAUCCAUCUGGGCCAGGUACGGAAGGCUAGGAAGAUUAUACCUGAGCCUUCAAUACCUAAGGAUGCAAAGAUUUGACCAAAUGCUUGAAAAAUACACAUAUUAUUUGCAUCAGCUUCAUGUCUUGAACUGGGUUCUCAAAUUUGCAAACUGUGCAAAUAUGCAUUGCUCAUGUAUGCAUACACAUGGUCACUUAAAAGGAAAGUUAAAUUAAGACAUGCCUGAUUCACUCUGUCAAUACAGUUUGUGGGAGCAUGGGUGUAAAUUCUUGGGUGGGGGAAUAGGUAUACAUCUCCCCCAGAUUGAUUGGGGAUUGGCUUUUGAAUCUUCCCCCCACUUUUUGUUGUUAAGAAAAAAUUAGGCAACUUUUUCGGACAUCCUAAAAACCAAAAUGUAUUCUUUUUGACACCUUUAUCAAGGAAUCAGCAAAUGAAGCCAGGGUUCAGUUAAAGUCAGUGGGAAAACGUUUGUGCCUGAUGUACACAUUGCAUCCAUAACAUCAUGGUAACUCACUAAUGGCCCCAUAUUCAAAUUGGUAUAGGUCAACACAAACUGAAAGAAAUAAUUUCCUUCUUUGUCAAGUUAUGGAUUUCAACUGUUCAACAAUACCAAUCAUGGAUUCAUUUUCAGGGUGUUACUGGAAAGGGGACAUCCAGUUCUUUCUUAACCUGCAACUAAACUUAAGCAGUUUUCAUUAUUUGCUGUUUAAAAGUUGGGGUUCCAUUUCUUUAUACACAAGAAAAACCUCCUGACUUGUUCCUCAUAAUUGUGGAGAUGCAAACGUUGACCGGGUGUUAUCCAACUUAAUGUUGAAUACAAGUUGGACUAUUCUACAUACUAAUAGAUUCUUUGCAGUUGAAACAUCUCUGAGACUCUAAAUAGUCCACUUGUCAGAUAAAGACAGUACAUGUACAUUCACGGUGUUUUGGUUGCAAUUAAAAAUAUUUAGGUUCUGCUUUGUAAGCUUAAGCCUCAUUAAGAAUAUUUGCAAUAUUACAAUAUAAUGUCUAAGGAAAACACCACUUUUUUACAAUAUCGUAUUAAAGAUGUCUGGGAAACCUUUGAAAUAUUUAUACAUAGCUUGAUGUGGGUCAAGUUUACUUUUUUCUGUUGAAAAAACAGUUUAAAUUUAAUACAUUUAAAUGGGCUUUUAAAUUUCAUUUAACCCUAAACACUGAGAUCUCCCCCAUUCUCCUGCUCAAAUAAUUAUGGACUUAAAAGUGUUAAAAACCUGCUACUCGUCAUCAUACAUUUGCAAUUUGAUGUCUGAUUUAUCUGAAACAAAUUUUCAAGUAGACAUACAAAUGAAGUACAUUUUCUUUCAUUAAAACAUAAAUUAUGAUGGUCAAAUGA
Messenger RNA from Acanthaster planci (crown-of-thorns starfish), 2313 nucleotides. RefSeq lists its product as uncharacterized. The record is from RefSeq and is a predicted model, not a curated record. Lineage: Eukaryota; Metazoa; Echinodermata; Asteroidea; Valvatida; Acanthasteridae.